Molecule: messenger RNA, 4397 nt
Organism: Hippoglossus stenolepis (Pacific halibut)
Lineage: Eukaryota; Metazoa; Chordata; Actinopteri; Pleuronectiformes; Pleuronectidae
Gene: plekho2
Product: pleckstrin homology domain containing, family O member 2
Exons: 8
Coding region: 428-2515 (695 amino acids)
Source: RefSeq, a predicted model, not a curated record
UACUGAGGGUUUCAGCAAGUAUUGAGCAAAGGGAACAAGAGAGAGCUAAGCAGCCAGCACUAAAAUGUUCAUCAGUCAGUAAAAGCCUCCAAGAAGGCUAACAGAAGUGAGAAGCAUGGCGACGGUACACCGUGAAGCUCCAGAAACAUGUCCUGCAUCGAGUGUCUAAUGAAAAGUGAAGCUGAGAGAAGGCUGCAGCUGAGCUGCGUUCAACACAGCAGAUAUGUCUCAGACGAUCGAGCAAAAGAGGAAAAGGAGACGACACUUGUUUUCAUGAGGCCCACACAGUUCCUCAUUUCGGUCAUUUACGUCUGCUGUUGGAAAUGUGUCAGCUGUCAGGAGAAGCGACCACUUUCUGCCGAGGGUAAAGCGACGUCGACGGAUUUCAGGCCAGUCAUAACUCACUAACGGAUUUUGGCCCUUUAUCAUGGAAGAUGGUGUGAAAGAGCCAAAGUUCCUGGGUCUGGCAGGUUGGGUGAAGAAGGCUCCUGGCAGACUGUUGGCAAGCUAUAAGGACCGCUAUAUUCAUUUGGAAAAGACAGAGAUUGUAGUGUAUGAAAAUGAGGACCUCCAGAAGUGCGUAGAGAGAAUUGACCUGGAAAACUAUGACAGAUGUCAUGAACUAAAGAGCCCAUUCAAGAAGAGGCACAGACUGAUAUUGAUUCGAUCAAUCAAGUCUAGAAAUAAGGUCACUGAUGUUAAGUUCCAGGCUCAGACAGCAGAAGAGAAGGAAGCUUGGAUCAAAGCCUUUUCUGAAGGCAUCAAUCGAGCAAAGAACAAAGUCUUUGAUGAGGUGAAGGUUGAUGAAAGCAGUAAUUUAGACCAUGUUACUCGAACAAGGCCUAAAGGGAACCGUAACCGGCGGCCACCAACAAGGAUACACAUGAAAGAGGUAGCUGAUGUGUCGUCUGAUGGUAUCCUACGUUUGGAUCUUGAUCUGGAGGAUGCUGUAAUGCCUAGUGGGACCCAUCAUGCCAAUACUGAUACCCCUAAAGAAGCCAUCACAGUCCUAAUGCCGUUUUUGAAUGUAACUGACGCUGAAGACAAACAGCCCAGGUCAAGUGCUGAGGAGAUUAAACCAGAGGAUAGUCCCAAGAAAAACAUAAUCAAGCCUCCAAUGCCCCCUACCAAAGAGACUAAACUCAUUUCAGUACCCGAGGAUGAACCUGAUAAGGAUGAUGCCUCAGAGAAAAGGGUCCUGAAGCCGCCUAUGCCUCCAUCUAAAGAGGCAAAGUCCUUUAUCACACCUAUUGAAGAGGCUACAGAGGAGGGCAAUGCUGAGAAGAUGUCUGAAAAGAGUCCUGAUGCCAGGAAAAAAACAGGUGCACCACCAACCCCACCCAACAAACCCAGUUCCGGAAGCCCCUUUAGCAGCCUCAAAGAACCAUCACAAUCCAGACUAAACCCCCACCCUCCUACCCCCCCAUCAAAAGAGAAGAAACCCUCCCAAGCUGCUCCAGACCAAGAGGUUCAAGGCAAAGCAGAUGAGAAUAAGAAUAAGGAUGAUGACAAUAGGAAGGAGACAACAGGAACAGCAGUAGAAACAGAUGAGGAUGGUCAUUCAAUUUUCAAAGAAGCUCUGGAGAACAUAAAAGGUGAUGUAAGUCCCAGCACAGAAGAACAGGUUUCUGAAGAAGCAUCAAGGGAGUAUGUAAGCAGUCAUUCUCCUCUUAUAACCACCAAGAAAAAGCCAGAGGAACCUGCUCAGUCUGACACACAACAUUCAGAAGAGAAGUCAACUAUAAGUCAGCCAAAUGAGAGAGAGGACCAUACUGCUUCACUGCAAACAGCCCCAGAUAGCUUCGACAGUUCUCUUCAAGCAGAAGAACGCAUAAACAAGUAUCAAGUCCCCUCAAAUGAACCACCCACUGACAGCUUUAACUUGAGUCCACUGCUCUGUCACUUACCUGGGGAGAAGAAAAGGAAGGCAGAGGAAAAAUCUGUUGACAGCGGUCAGCACUCAGACAAUGACAGUGAAGGCUCUGGGAGUGAAGACACACUGGCGGCUUCCACAGCUUCGUUGCGAGGGAGCCAUGCUGGACUGGAUGUGUUAGAUGCCAGGGAGGAUAGCAUUCAGAUAUCUGGACAACAUUCAUACAACAUACAGGAUAUAACCAAGCCUCAAGUUAAAUCAAAGGUCUUUCCCUUUCCACACUCAAAGCCCACAAUUCCUCUCAAACCCUCCACCAAGGUCAGGUCAGCUUCCAUUGGAGAUCUGCUGUCAGACUCUUCAGUCUGUAUUCCGGUGAGACCGCAUACCAUAGCUUUGGCUCAACGUAACUCGUCUCCUACAGAUGAUGUCAUGAAACUUGAGACUGAAGUGGCUCUGGAAAUGGAAAAGACGGAUGAGCUCCUGAGCAGAAUGUCCCAGUUCCAGAACAAAGGUGACAGUGAGGGCAAGCCAGAGAAUCUGCUGGCCGAGGCCAUGGAGAAAUUAAGGAAAGCUGACCAUGUCCUCAGGGAGGUUAAAAAGCUGAAACUCGCGAAGAACUCCAUCUACAGAAAGAGCUGGUGAAUGACAGUCAUAGCAGAUUGACAGGGAAUUGACCAUUUGCUAAACCCCUCACCUGGAUAGUUAUUGUUUCUCUUGUAGCCUAGCAAAUUAAAAUAGGCACAGCAGCCCUGCUAAGUUUUGAAUCUCUUCACCUAUAGUUUUUAAUCUGGAAAGGCUAAGAAAAACAAACAGAAAAACAUGAGAUGGGUGCGAGGAACAGAUUUAACAGUGUCUGGUCUAAUUUUAAGCUUCAAUAAUCAGCAUGUACAGCUAACUAGGUUACUAACGACUGUAGUGGAAUGUUACUUCCAAAUCCAAGUAGUCUGACAUCAUUUUGUGUGUUUACAGGUUUAAAAAGGUCCUGUUCAUGACUAACUCAUUCACUUUGUAUUAUUUCCCAGGGGUGUGGAGGUUAGUCUGGAGCUCUGUCCCUCAAUUUAUCAAAUUUGGGAAAUGUAUCACUCCCACAUCCCCUGCUAAUUUCACCUGAGAUAGUAUUAAAUUUGUCCAAAUCCAUCCUAAAAGCCUGUCCCUUGUAAGCAACGGAGCCGGCCCUAGCCCCACCGUCUCGGUACCGAUCUAAUGGCUAUGCUUGAGGAUAGUGCUUUGGUUGUUACGGCUAUAAUGAAUCCAGAAUGACAGCGGCUCUUAUCACCACAAACUCUCUUGACGUAUUUGUGUGUGUAAUCUACCUAUAUGGCACCGCUUUUUCAUCCUGAGAUGUUUAUUUUCUUUUAGUUUUUUCAUUUUUGCGUCUGUUGUGUGUUAGAAGCAUCAUCAAACCCUCCGACGAUCGUGGUCGAUCCAGCAGGGGAUCUCCUGCUGUGCCCUCACAUCGGAUUCUGCAGACUUUCUGUGGAAUUUAUACUUGGGGGCCAGGCAGACAAAGUAUAUAGAAAGUGGAUUCACACAUACUGCUCUUCCAGAUAAAACGAUCUCCGGAGUUCAGUGUAUCUGCAAGUUACAGAUUCAAAAUUGCUCAGGAAUUCUAAAAACUAAAUUUGACACUGUUAUCACUGUAAAUUGCAUAUGUUCUAUGUGAGUGGCAAGACUGACUUUAGGAAUGUUAGCUAGAUGGCUCAGGGCUUAGUAAAUGGUUAAUUAAUGGACUUUUUUUUAUGGCUCUUUUAAUGGUCAUGGCACAUGCAACAGUUUGCUCAUUAUUAACUAAGUGCAAUUAUUUCUAGCUUAACUUUCUCUGCAGCUGAGUGAAGUGCUUAAUUUUCGACUAUUGUUUCUUUUUUCUAUGUGAAAUAUCAGACAUUUACAAUAAUACUUACUUGAAAGCUAACAUGAUAAUUUUUAACAUAACAGUAACUACAUUUAGAACUAAAAAGUACUAAAACAUGUUAAAACCAAAUUACAAAACUGUUGAUACUUAGGGUUAGGGUUAUAUAGGGAAUUUAUACUGUACAUAUUUUCACUACAGCACAUGCUGUUUGUUGAGAAAGAAAUGUACCAACAAAACCCUAUUUUAUUUUUUUAAUUCUAUUUUUCGAUGUAUCUUUUCAUUCUAAUGACAUGAUUACGGCAAUGAUUUUUAUCAAAGCACUGCAUUCUACAUAGAUUACAGUCUCUUUUCAUGAUUUUUUCAUGCUGAUAUUGUACAUAAUACAGAACAAAGAGCUUGUAGCAGGCAUUUUGCCCAUUGAUAAUCUCUCUUACUAUUCAAUUUUACAAAAAUUUGUUUUGAUAAAAAUAUCUGCUUAUCAGAUAUGUUUCUCACAGCUGAGAAAUUUCCCUCUUUUUUGUCCAGUGCUUUGUUAAGACAUAAUGGUCGUUUUAACCCUUUUUAAAAUAAUGCCAUGCCAUUUAGGGCAUGUAAGAAUAUUUUUUAAUGUUUGAUAUCAUUUUGUACUCUUGGAUAAAAAUUUCUGUCUCCUAAAUAAAGAAAGGGAAACUA